UAGCGCUAAGCGUAAACCUCUCUUAACUAAAAUCGCGAAAUGUCGCCAUCACCAUUAUCGGUGCCGCAACCGGCGUUAGCCGCAGUUGAUACCCGCUCAUUUCUCAAACUUCAUUGGACGUGCUUCAAGGUGCUCGGUAUUAACGCGUCCAACUCCAGCAUCUAUUAUCUCGGCUAUUCGGUGCUGCUGCAGGUGUUCGUUACCUUCUGCUAUCCACUGCAUCUCGCCUUGGCACUCUUCAGUAGUGCUGAUGCCUCGACCAAUAUACAGAACCUCGCCGUGUGUGUCGUCUGUGUGGUUUGCAGUGCGAAAUUUGUCAUCUACGCCACGAGAAUGUCGCGCAUACGUGAGUUGGAGUACAUCAUUGCUACGUUGGAUGCACGUGCCCAGAGUCCGUGUGAGCGUCGUUAUUUCGUAGAGUUACGUCAAGAAAUACGUCGCAUUACCCUCGGCUUUCUUAGUAUUUAUGCUGUUGUGGGCGUGACGGCGGAGCUGAUGUUUUUCUUUCGGAAUGAGCGUAAUUUGCUCUAUCCGGCUUGGUUCCCGUUCGACUGGCGUGCAUCGGAUUUAAAGUUCUAUGCAGCGCAUUUUUAUCAAAUUGUUGGCAUCUCCUAUCUAUUGCUACAAAAUUUCGUUAACGAUUGCUUGCCGACUAUGGCUUUGGCACUGCUGUCGGCACACAUCAAAUUGCUGGGUAUUAGAGUUUCGCAGAUCGGUUACGCGACGGAGAGUCCCGCUGCCAAUGAGGAGGAGCUGUUGUGUUGCAUCAAAGACCAAGAGCAGCUCUAUAACAUGCUCAAUGUCAUUCAAAAUAUCAUCUCGCUGCCGAUGUUUCUACAGUUCACCGUUACAGCUGUCAACAUAUGCCUACCUGUGGCUGCAUUACUACUCUAUGUGGAUGCACCGUUCGAUCGCUUGUACUUUGUGGUAUAUUUGCUCGCGGUGCCGUUGGAAAUCUUUCCCAUCUGUUACUAUGGCACAACAUUUCAAUUACUUUUCGAUAAGCUGCACGUUGAGAUGUUCUGCAGCAACUGGGUGGAGCAGACGCACAAAUUUCGCAAACAUAUGGUACUAUUCUGUGAGCGUUCGUUGAAGAGUGAAACAGCCACGGCCGGUGGUAUCAUACGCAUUCAUCUGGAUACUUUCGUCUCCAUCUGUAAGACAGCUUACUCCCUGUUGGCUGUCAUAAUGAAGAUGAAUGAAUAAACCAACAAGUACCUGGUGAACGGAAUUUCUGCAUAUGAGCUUAUGCUUCUUCUAUAAACAUACAUAUGUAUACUAGGUUUAUGUACUAUAGCUGUAGUGUGAUAUCUAUGAGAUCUAUCAGAAUUUUUGUAUGCACAACAUUCUUUGAGCAAAAUAAAUUUAUGAAAAUGAAAAA
Bactrocera neohumeralis is the source of this 1381-nucleotide messenger RNA. RefSeq names its product odorant receptor 59a-like. The record is from RefSeq and is a predicted model, not a curated record. Lineage: Eukaryota; Metazoa; Arthropoda; Insecta; Diptera; Tephritidae. The coding region runs from base 40 to 1206 and encodes 388 amino acids. Gene Ontology annotation, biological process: detection of chemical stimulus involved in sensory perception of smell; sensory perception of smell. Gene Ontology annotation, cellular component: plasma membrane. Gene Ontology annotation, molecular function: olfactory receptor activity; odorant binding. The transcript is spliced from 2 exons.